Salvia hispanica is the source of this 1532-nucleotide messenger RNA. RefSeq lists its product as uncharacterized. Lineage: Eukaryota; Viridiplantae; Streptophyta; Magnoliopsida; Lamiales; Lamiaceae. The record is from RefSeq and is a predicted model, not a curated record.
AAACAGAGUAAUUUCGUAAUAUCUUUUUCAUUCAUCAAUUAAAGAGGCGUAGACGAACAAGCUGGAAGUGCCUCUCUCUCUCUCUCUCUAAAUUAUAUGUCGUGAGCAUCUGGUGCAUUUUUGUAGCUAUUGAAGGAGAAGGCGUCGAAGCUCGAAUUUGUUCAGAGGAUUGUGGAAUUGUUUGUAUACUCCGAUUGGAUUUCUGAUGCGAAUUUUUGACUCGAGAGGUGCUGGAGAUAUUAGAUAUAUGAUUAGCUUCCUGCUUCAUAAGAUCUGAAUUGGAAGCUGCGGCUUGUCCUUGUUUCACCGUCAAUAGUCAUGCGAACGUUCGGAGACUCUUCUGGCGUGAUUACUGUGAAUUGACGUUUUUCCGCAGCAGGUAUGGUUCUGUGUUGGCCGCUUUUGAGACGAUGAUACGAAUGUUUGGCUUAGAAAUCCAGAUUUCGAAAGCUUCUGUUCUCUCAAUUGCAGAUUCGGAUGAUUUUGUUAGCUGAUAUAUGAAAUCGGUAUUAUCUGCUGAAGAACAGAGUGCAGUGAACAGAAUUGAAGUUCGCCGGUGCAGCGAGAUGGAGAGGAAGAAUUCGCAAGCGACCAAUAGAGAUGGUUUGCUGUACAGAUCACUAUCCAAGUCAGCCGCUACGACGUCGCCGGACUUCGUGCUGCAGUGGGGGAAUCGGAAAAGGUUACGCUGUAUGAAGGUCCACGCUAAGGGCGCUACAACUAACGACCCGGUCGGUUCGGAUCCGUCUCAGCGAGCAGCGGCCCGCGUGGACCGGCGGGUCGUUAGAUCUGAGCUUCUCACCAAUAACAAUAACAACACUAGCAAAAAUCCGAUCCCGAAUCCGCCUACCAUCACCAAUGGCUAUCUGAACCUCCGCCACCGCUCCGCCUCGCCUUCUAAUCGAAUUCUCAGAAAUUCAGAGAGAGAAAUUGGUAUGAGAGGGAAUAGCAAUGGAGUGAGGGGGUUGGCCUCCCCAGAUACAGGUGAAAGAAAAGCCACAUCUACUAGCAAUAAUGCUCAUAAUAACAAGACCAAUAAUAGCAAUCACAAUCAUGAAAACCACCAUCACCAGGGCGGCGGCGGAGGUGGUUCUGGGUCAUCGGAGAACGCCCAUGAUGCCAAAAAGGGCGACGGCGACGCGGCGGCACAACCGCCCGUGGUGUGGCCCAAGUUUGUGAUCGCCUUGACCAACAAGGAGAAGGAGGAGGAUUUCAUGGCGAUUAAAGGGUCCAAGCUCCCUCAACGCCCCAAGAAGCGAGCUAAGUUGAUUCAACGCACACUCAAUCUUGUGAGUCCGGGUACUUGGCUUUGCGAUUUGACCCUCGAACGUUACGAGGUCCGUGAGAAGAAGGUUUCCAAGAAGAGACCAAGAGGGUUGAGAGCUAUGGGAAACAUGAUCGAAUCAGACUCCGAGUAGAAGGAAUGUUAGGGUUUGAGAACUGAGAAGUGUAUUUAAAUUAAUUUAAAUUGAAGAAAAAAAAAACUAAAAAUUAACGGGAGAUGAGAAAUGAGAUUGUGAAAUUAAUUCUAA